Sparassis crispa is the source of this 447-nucleotide messenger RNA. RefSeq lists its product as hypothetical. NCBI's taxonomy places the organism in Eukaryota, Fungi, Basidiomycota, Agaricomycetes, Polyporales, Sparassidaceae. The record is from RefSeq and is a predicted model, not a curated record. The transcript has 2 exons. The coding region runs from base 1 to 447 and encodes 148 amino acids.
AUGCCUCGCCGUCUCCCUCCCACACCUCUUCGACUCGUGUCUGGACCCCUGCCGUCCAGGGGAAGGCCAAAGCACACGCUCCCUUCUCUUCCCCGCCCCAUAUUCCAUCCCUCAGCGCAAAUUACACGGGGUCCGACUCCGCGCGCGCGCGCACUUCCAUCUGAAAUCGACGAAAUUCGCCCUCGCGUGACGCAUGGCCAAUUCCCGCCUCUUAUUCUCCCCAUCGAGCGAGCGUCUAGAAGCGGGGAGAGUUCACCAACGUCGGCAGGGUCGUGGUCCAGCGGGAAGCGGUCACGAUCAUCAUCCAGAUCGCGCUCAACCUCGCCGGAGCGGGUUUUGCGUGGCCCUUGGGACCAUUCAUCCUCCAUUCAUGUGCCAUUCGACGUCGAAGCUGUUUUGGCUCCUCCGAGGCCGGUUGCUAUCAAUCCCACACCGGUGUGGUUGUAG